CGUGAGUUGCAAGCAAGACUGUCUCGUCCGCACGAGAGCAGACUGCACGGAACAGCUGCAGCCUUUUGGUCGCAUAACAGUUUACUGCAUUGCAAGUAUAGGCCUACACAUAUAACCAUUUUAUCUCAAAACCUAUAGAAAAUAGUUCAUACUAACCAAUUUUUAAAAUGGUUGAUCGCGAGCAGCUGGUGCAGAAAGCCAGGCUGGCUGAACAGGCUGAAAGAUAUGAUGAUAUGGCAGCUGCCAUGAAAUCGGUAACAGAGCUGAAUGAGGCCCUGUCUAACGAAGAGAGGAACCUCCUGUCUGUGGCGUAUAAGAAUGUGGUGGGGGCUCGUCGUUCCUCUUGGAGGGUGAUCUCUAGUAUUGAGCAAAAGACGUCUGCAGAUGGCAAUGAGAAAAAGAUUGAGAUGGUUCGGGCAUACAGGGAGAAGAUUGAGAAGGAACUGGAGGCUGUGUGUCAGGACGUGCUAAACCUGCUGGAUAACUAUCUAAUCAAGAACUGCAAUGAGACACAGCAUGAAAGCAAAGUGUUUUACCUGAAGAUGAAAGGCGACUACUACCGCUACCUGGCUGAGGUGGCGACAGGCGAGAAAAAGGCCACUGUCGUCGAGUCAUCGGAGAAGGCUUACAACGAGGCCCAUGAAAUCAGCAAAGAACACAUGCAGCCCACCCAUCCCAUCCGCCUCGGCCUGGCCCUCAACUACUCUGUGUUUUACUACGAGAUCCAGAAUGCCCCCGAACAGGCCUGUCACUUGGCCAAGACCGCCUUCGAUGAUGCAAUCGCCGAGCUGGACACCCUGAACGAGGACUCCUACAAAGACUCAACACUCAUCAUGCAGCUGCUACGGGACAACUUAACUCUGUGGACAAGUGACCAGCAGGACGACGAGGGAGGGGAGGGCAACAACUGAUGGUUGACAAACACACAAAUAGUAUUAUGAAGGCUCGGUGGGCUUCGGCAACCGCUUUGCUAAUGAUCCUACCACAGCAGCAGUUCUUUAUUUUUCCAUGUGUUAAAAGAAAAUAAUCAAAAGAGAGGCAAGAGGGGAGGUUACAUUUUAGUUUAAUAUAUACACAUAUAUAUAUAUAUAAACAGUUGGAAGGGCCUCCGUCUUGAUUUUCCUUUUGGCGUUUGCCAAAAACACUGAAAUGUCAGUCAGCCUGAAGUGGUCAUUGUUGAAUUGGUUUGGCAGCCUCACACUGGCCUUGGGACUGGUGUCGUUUUAGUGAGGGAAGCUGCUUAGUUAGGUGUAUGCAUGAGAGAAAUGCAUUUGAGACACUUGGGGGGUGGGAGGGGGUGAGAGUGCCUCACAAAAAUAGUUUGCAAUGGUUCCAGCAGCUUAAGCUAUAUCACACACUCAAAGUGUAUGCUGAAAUCCCAAGAACAUAAUAAUAGUCUGACAUUACCGAUGAGAAAAAGUAUAGUGCAGAUUUCUUUCCAAAAUUACAGAAGGUUAUUGUUAAGUUUAUGCCAGUCAUGACAGUGAAAAUACUGUUAUGAAUUUCCUCUGUUACAUGAGUUUUAGGUAUAUUUGGCAUUAAAUCAUUUUUGACUGAUCCCUUACUAUAAAUAGGUGACUGGAACCAUAUAUUCUAUUGGUGGCUAAGCUAUCUAUAGGAAGAGACUUAACACUUGACAAUAGAUACUUCAUCUAAAAUCAGCUUUGGAGUUUGUGGUUUACUUCUGUUUGUUCUAUUAAAUGCACUUGCCUACUAUAAUGUUUUGUCAGUGUAAGAUGAUUACUACAAUAAUUGAUUAUUCAAUAUUGUGCAUGCUGGUGAUGUAUUUAUAUUACAGUAGCUUGAAUUUAUUAACGCAUACUGUGGGUGUUAAGUAUUCAUAUGAUUGAGAAAACGUAGGCUUUGUCAAAUUAUUUCUAAUUUAUAACUUAUUCAUAUUUUGUUUAUAUUUGCUAUACCAAAAUGGUGAUUGUUGAAAUUGAACUGUUAUGAGCAUUGCUAUAUUUACAUGCAAUAUGUGUAUUUAAUUUGUUAAUUGAAGAAAAAAACUUGGAAAAACACACACCAGUGAUUGCUUAAUUCUAACAGUUAGUGUUCAAUCAUAAUAAUGGCAUUGUAAAACAAAUUCUUUGUUCUCAUGUUAUUAACCAAUUUGAACAAUGGUGAAGUUUUCAGAAUCUGUGUUUAUGUUAUGAAUUCACAACAUGGACCACAAUUUAUUUCUGACAAGUAUAUAUAUUUAUUUAUUUUUUUGAAUAUAUUUAGCUGGUCCUGAGUGAAAAAUAUCUUGAAUGUGAGUCAUUAUGUAGCAGUUGCACAAGAACAUAAAUAAUAGCUAUGAUAAUAAAAAAAAAAAAGGAUAUGACUACAUUAUAAAUGCACCAUUUCCAUCGUGGUCUAGUGUAUUGUUGUGUUGUCACUAGUAGGUAAAGUGAACCUUUUCUUUGAAAAUGGAAUAUUUUAAAGAGAAUGUUGUAAACUCUUGUGUGCCCCUAGUAUGAUAUUUGUGUGUGCCUGACUAAGAAUGUCUAUUUUCAAUGUCACUUUAAAUAGUUUAUUGGGAUGUAGAAGAGAAGCAUCCACCAUAACCAUGUAUGCAAUUAGAGAAUCAUAAGCACAGCAAAAAAAACACCUGCGCUUCUCCAUUUAAACUUGCAUGACACCAGUGCAUUGAGUGCACAUAUAUUUAUAUAUCUGCUCAUGUGAUAUAACAGAAAAACUAGAAAUUAGGAUUUUACAUUCAAGCAAAAAGAGUGAAAGUUGCUUGUCAUACACUGUUAACGUUACUUAGGCCUACCACCGAGGGCUGAAUGUCCCAACUAAAUGAUUCCCAGUUGGAUAUAAAGGCACAAAUCUAAAUGAUAUAGAUCGGACUUUAUGUCCCAAACAAAUGAUUCCCAGUUGGAUAUAAAGGCAUAAAUCUAAAUGAUAUAGUUCAGACUUUAAUCUACAUGCUCAGUGUCACUCUAUUUUGGGCACUAUUGACCAGAGCCUUGGAAUGCACGCUAUGGGUUCUUAAAAUCUCUGUACAUCUCACAUCUGAGCUAUUAGAUAUCAUUGUUAUAUCACUGCUAUACGCUAUACUGUUGAUUUUGAGAGAUUCUUUUUAAUGCCCUGAGAACCAUGCACAUUUUUUGUCUCAGAUAUUACAGUGUCCUAUUAAAAUAUGUAAUUGAUCUAGUGCCAUCCCUUGAGAGACAUUGUUAUACCUUAAUAUCACGUGUUUGAAUAAGUAGAGUGUCAAAAAAUAACUAAUCGAAUGACCAUCUGUGAGAAAAGAAUAACGGUAAAAAAUAGGGAUAUUCUUGUAUAAUGGUGAUGCUUACAAGAGUUAUAAUUUUGGUCAAAGACCUUCGUCAGGCAUAAAGAAAUGGUGAACAGAGUGUACAAAUAGGAUAACCUAGCUAAUCACAUAACACAAUCAAUCAUGACAUCAUAAUGGUAUUAUUGCAAUAAUAGGAUAAACAUAACAUGAAUUUGAAACAUUAAAGUUUAGCACAAUAUACCAAUGCCCAUCCAGUAAUAGCAGUCUAUAGUCAGUAAUUCAUGAAAGACAAAAAACUGUCAACCAACCAAGACCAAUCAUGAUAGUAUAAAAUUACAGUAAUAUACAAACAAGUAAGAACAUACAUCAUAGGAAUACAGAUACAAGAAAAAAUACAUCUUAUAAAUAGGCAUAAAAGCCAACCCCAACAAUUAAAAUACGAAAUAGACAGUAUUUUUUAUAAAGAAAAGACCAAAGCAUCGAAAAGAGGUAAUGUCUAGAACAGGAGAAACUGUAUUUUACUUGGUCAUCUGUAUUUCAAUGUAAGAACCCAGAAUUAAAGAUUGAGGCAACUUUGCAUCAAAACAAACUAGACUUUUAUAAAUGUUUUUUUGGGAGGGUCAUAUCAGAAGGGAUGUUUCAAUUAUUAACAGUUCCUUAAUUGUUUAAUUUAUAUUAAUGUUUAAUUUAAUUGAGUUGUGUCAUUUAUUUUUGUUUGAAACAGAUCCAUGUGUCUGUGAGCUCAGGUAGAACACCACUGUAUGUUACUCACCUACGAUGGAAGAACGGGAACGUUUAGCACCAGGGCUAUACAACAUAACCAAAUGUAGACUAAGCCACAGAAUCUUCCCAAGAAAUGUAUUAACAUUAUUAGCUGAAAGGGAGGAUAAAGUGGGGUAAGUGGAUCAUGUAUGUUUGAAGGAAAUGUAGUUGCCAUCUGUUGCCCAUUAAAGUUAUUGUUUAUUAGUGUAUAGGAAUUUAUUUUCAUUGUUGUCCUUCUUAACUACAAGCUCAUGCCCUAUACUUAAUCAUAUAAAUACAUUUCUGCAAUGUU
Molecule: messenger RNA, 4280 nt
Organism: Esox lucius (northern pike)
Lineage: Eukaryota; Metazoa; Chordata; Actinopteri; Esociformes; Esocidae
Gene: ywhag2
Product: 3-monooxygenase/tryptophan 5-monooxygenase activation protein, gamma polypeptide 2
Exons: 2
Coding region: 168-911 (247 amino acids)
Biological process (GO): signal transduction
Cellular component (GO): cytoplasm
Molecular function (GO): protein kinase C binding
Source: RefSeq, a predicted model, not a curated record